Messenger RNA from Hippopotamus amphibius kiboko, 4065 nucleotides. It is a transcript of the gene BRAP, whose product is annotated as BRCA1 associated protein. Bases 129 to 1967 code for a protein of 612 amino acids. Gene Ontology annotation, biological process: protein ubiquitination; Ras protein signal transduction. Lineage: Eukaryota; Metazoa; Chordata; Mammalia; Artiodactyla; Hippopotamidae. The transcript has 13 exons. The record is from RefSeq and is a predicted model, not a curated record. Gene Ontology annotation, molecular function: nucleic acid binding; ubiquitin protein ligase activity; zinc ion binding. Gene Ontology annotation, cellular component: cytoplasm.
AGUUGGUUUCCUCCGGGCUUUGUGAAGGCGGAGACGGAAUCCCCAGCUCGCUGACGGCCCCUGGUUUGAUUGAAUCGUUCCUCUUUGGACGACUGUCCGUUUCGGCGCCCUGCAGCAAGGUCGGGGAAAUGUCUGAUGAGGAGAUCAAAAAGAAGACACUAGCUGCAGCUGUAGCCCGUUUAGAAGGGAAAUCACCAGGGGAGAAAGCAGCCAUCAUACAUCAGCAUCUUGGCCGUCGGGAAAUGACAGAUAUGAUCAUUGAGACCAUGGAGGCCAACCCAGAUGAGCUGAAAGCUACAAUGGAUGACAGAAAGUCUUCAGAAGCAUCCCCCACUGCACAGAGACGUAAAGAUCAAAGUAAAGAAGGUGUAAAUGCUGCUCCUGAUUCUCCAUCCAAACAGCUUCCAGACCAGAUUUCAUUCUUUAGUGGAAACCCCUCAGUUGAAAUAGUUCACGGUAUUAUGCAUCUAUACAAGACAAAUAAGAUGACCUCCUUAAAAGAAGAUGUGAGGCGCAGUGCCAUGCUGUGUAUUCUCACAGUCCCUGCUACAAUGACCAGUCAUGACCUUAUGAAGUUUGUCGCCCCAUUCAAUGAAGUAAUUGAACAAAUGAAAAUCAUCAGAGACUCUACUCCAAAUCAAUAUAUGGUGCUGAUAAAGUUUAGUGCACAGGCUGAUGCAGAUAGUUUUUACAUGGCGUGCAAUGGCCGCCAGUUCAACUCAAUAGAAGAUGAUGUUUGCCAGCUGGUCUAUGUGGAGAGGGCUGAAGUACUGAAAUCUGAAGAUGGCGCCAGCCUCCCUGUGAUGGACCUAACGGAGCUCCCCAAGUGCACGGUGUGUCUGGAGCGCAUGGACGAGUCCGUGAACGGCAUCCUCACCACCUUAUGUAACCACAGCUUCCACAGCCAGUGUCUGCAGCGCUGGGACGACACGACGUGCCCUGUUUGCCGAUAUUGUCAAACACCGGAGCCAGUGGAAGAAAAUAAAUGUUUCGAGUGUGGUGUUCAGGAAAACCUUUGGAUUUGUUUAAUAUGUGGCCAUAUAGGAUGUGGACGGUAUGUGAGUCGACAUGCCUAUAAGCACUUUGAAGAGACCCAGCACACGUAUGCCAUGCAGCUCACCAACCAUCGAGUCUGGGACUACGCUGGAGAUAAUUAUGUCCAUCGACUGGUUGCAAGUAAAACAGAUGGAAAAAUAGUACAGUAUGAAUGUGAGGGUGAUACUUGCCAGGAGGAGAAAAUAGAUGCCUUACAGUUAGAGUAUUCAUAUUUACUAACAAGCCAGCUGGAAUCUCAGCGAAUCUACUGGGAAAACAAGAUAGUUCGGAUAGAGAAGGACACAGCAGAGGAAUGGAUACCUGCUGCAGUACUGCAGGAUUCACAGGUGGUUGAAUCCACAGAUGCAGAACCGUGGAUACAGAGGGCCGAUGAUAAAGUUACACUUGGAUCUUCAACUUUGAGGAGGGUUGAGACCCCAACCCCCACAUUAUUCAAGGGUCAGAUUAACAACAUGAAGACCAAAUUUAAAGAAACAAUUGAGAAAUGUGACAGUCUGGAGCACAGACUAAAUGAUCUCCUGAAAGAAAAACAGUCUGUGGAAAGAAAGUGCACUCAGCUGAACACGAAAGUGGCCAAACUCACCACAGAGCUCAAAGAGGAGCAGGAAAUGAACAAGUGUUUACGAGCCAACCAAGUCCUCCUACAGAACAAGCUGAAGGAAGAGGAGAGGGUGUUAAAGGAGACCUGCGACCAGAAGGACCUGCAGAUCACCGAGAUCCAGGAGCAGCUGCGGGACGUCAUGUUCUACCUGGAGACACAGCAGAAGAUCAACCACCUGCCCGCUGAGACUCGGCAGGAAAUUCAGGAGGGACAGAUCAACAUCGCCAUGGCCUCGGCCUCGAGCCCCCCGUCUUCGGGGGGUAGCGGGAAGCUGUCCUCCAGGAAGGGCCGCAGCAAGAGGGGAAAGUGACCUUCAGAGAAACACAUGUCCCCGAGACUGUUUUCCCUGGCACAGCAAGGGAGUGCCGGGGCCUUCAGCUAAAUGUGAGGGUGGACCCUGAAUCAGUAUAAGUGAGGAUCAAGCCACAGUUGUUCAGAUCUUUCAUUUGCUAGUGUGUGGUGUAAUGAACGUUGGAGGGCUGACAACUAGCAGAGCUGAGGGAAACAGGCAGUGUUUUCAAAGGUGGCUGCUUUUCUUCGACCAUAAUAGUUCACUAACCUCAGAUGUUCUGAUGCCCAUUUUGCCUUCCUACUUGAUAGAUGCCCCAACUCUUCUGUGCAUUUUUCUGUUGUAUUUAUUGAGUUGGUGUGUUUGACAUUCAGUUCUGGGGUCGGUUUAAGAGGUUGAAUUUUUUUGUGUCCCCUUAAAGGUCUGAGGUCAAUCUAGGGCUUUACCCAGCCCUAAAGUACCAAACCUGCCUGAGGUCAUAGCAGCUGCUUGAGAGAGAGGUUGCCAUGGGCCACUGAGGAUUUAUGAAAAUUCCCUAGCAUGAGUCUCAUAUCAUUGGCAUCCCUCCCUGCCUCCGGAGAAUUGAAGAAUUGGUUGAAUGUUAUAUGAAAAGAGGCCGGGUCUGUAAACCCAGCACUGGCUGGUCACCAGCAGCCAUCUCCUCUUGCUCCAGGCCUAGCCAGGAAAAACAAACAGCCGUAGGCAGACUGAGUGGACCCAGUGUAGGAAAAAUGGUGACGUCCCCACUUUGUUUAUUUUUGAUGCCUCCACAGCUCCUUAUGAACCUCAGAGAAGGAGGCUUAAUGUUUGCUCCAAGACUCUAAUCUCAGAGUGGAUUUCCUAGCAUCCAGCAAGGAUAAGCAGGCAGAUUUAUCAUCCACAUGAAAAGGUAGAGUGAGACCUCAGACUGGCUAACUGUAUUUUGCUGGGAUCGGUAUUUUCUGAGUGUUUACAAAAGAUUGGGCUGCAUGUUCAGGUUGUGGCUAGAGGGAGCUUGGGCAGAUUUUCAGUUACGCCAUCAAGAUAUAUCCAAAAGGCUGUUGCUAAAUCUGAAAAUUAGAAUUUUAACAGAGGCCCCUGUAAAACAGUCAUGUAAUGCUCAGGUGGGCCAACAGAGGGGCUGUGUACUUUUUCUAGAAAUGGAAAUAUCAAAAAAAAAUUCAUAAUAUGUAGUAAUUAAGCAAAAUAAGAGUAAGAUCCAUGUUGGAAUUUGCUUCCAAAAGAGGUAGCUGGAUAGGUUAAUAAGACAUACUGUUAAAUGAUAGGUUUUCUUUUCUUUUUUUAUAAUUAGCUGAAGUUUUCAAAUUAUUACACUUCAGAACUGGUUUUCAGCCUCUAAUGAGGCCUCCUCCUCUUUGACCUAAAGGUCUUACAUUGUUACUUGUUCGCACACCAACUGUAUUGCUAACCAGCAUCCAUUUUUGUGGGAUGUGCUGCAGCACUUCCCAAAGAACCUUCCCUGUAACUUUGCGACAUGAAUGUACUCAGACAUCCUCAGUUUUUCCUUAGGGCAAACCAACUCCAUAAAUCCCCCUUGGACUUAUAUAAACAGAUCUUAAAGCAAGAGUGGGAACAGGAGGCUAACCUAAUUCUCUUUCCUAUAGAGAUUCUAUUUUAUUUAAAAUCUAUUUUUACACUAGUUAGAAUCCUGCUUUUUUGGCCAAGUCCUUGUCUUGCAUGUUUGACCUUGCAGAAGCUAGGGUGGGUCGUAGCAUACUAAUUAAGAGAAUUAGAAGUAGUCGACAAAGCUUGCCUGCUCCUCGUUUCUCUAUGAUCACCUCCAUCAAGCAGCCCUACCACCAGCUGGGAGAACAGAGAUUUUCAGUACAGGUGGGAUAAAUGCUCUCUGACAGGCUGUGCCCAGAGGAAUGAGCAAAUAGGCAAAUGUUUCCAAACUACUUGAAGGUUUAAAGAAAAAAAUGUUCCAGAAAAAAAUCUUGUCAAGCUAUGUAAAGAAAAUGUUUUUUUUUUAAACGGUCAGCGAGUCUUGUUUGAAUUUGACAAAACUACAUAAGGUAGAAGCUGUUAGUGUUUUCUGCAGGAUAGAAAUGAACCACUUAACGUAUCCAUACUACCUUGAACAAUGAAAUUGCAUUAAAAUAACCAAACUUUGAAAUGA